Messenger RNA from Theileria parva strain Muguga, 1285 nucleotides. RefSeq names its product Beta-lactamase superfamily protein (gene NAPEPLD). NCBI's taxonomy places the organism in Eukaryota, Apicomplexa, Aconoidasida, Piroplasmida, Theileriidae. The transcript is spliced from 3 exons. The coding region runs from base 521 to 1276 and encodes 251 amino acids. Gene Ontology annotation, cellular component: cytoplasm. The record is from RefSeq and is a predicted model, not a curated record.
AAUAAGUUAUGUUUAUGUAAAAAUACCAUUAUUUAAGAUUAAUUUUAAGAAAACUAUAAAACAAUAAUAUGAAACGAAAUUAUGGAACAAUUUAUUUAAUAAAGUAAUUAGGAUGGGGAUUAAAAGGAGGUAUUAUUAUAAUUUUGUAGGACUUUGUGUUAUAAUAAUUCAAACAAAUUGUUCUGUUAAUGUUGUUGUUUUAGAUUCUUUGUAGAAUUUGAUGAAUUUUGGCCUUUAUCUCUUCGUUCACGAUGUUUAGAACUAGGGCCGGAUUCUACAAAAACCUUACCAAAUCACAAUACACAUUAGAUUAUAACUUGUUUCACUCUUUAGAUAGAUUUUUCACCUAUUCUGUACGCAAAUUUCCCAUUCUCAAUCAUAAUGUUUAGGGGUUUUUUUAAGAAGUAUUGGAAAAUGGCCCAAAUAUAAGUAUAAAAGGUCAGAUGAUUUCAGUAUUUCUGAGGCUCCAGAUGACUGUGUUGAGGUCACAUACUUGGGCCAUCGAACAGUAUUUAUACAAAUGGAAGGAGUUAGAUUUUUAACGGAUCCAGUUUUAUCAAAAAGACUUUUUUCAGGUGGUCUUGGAGUUAAGAGAACGAGUGGAAAUUGGUAUAAAUAUUGGAAGUUUCCUCCUGCUGACUUCUUACUACUAUCAAACAAUUCGUAUGAUUGUAUGGAUACUUGGACGAUGAGGAAAAUAAGUGACCAGGGAGGAGCACUGGCAAUUGGUGGCAUGAACAUAACGAAAUACCUCAACAUGUUUUACGAUAGAUAUACAUAUCCUCUAUCUUGGUUUGAGGAAGUAGACUUCGGUAGCGUAAAAAUAACAUUUUUGCCUGCCAAAUCGGAGACUAAACGGAAGUAUUUGAGUUGUGGAAUUGAUAGGAACAGAGUCCUUUGGGGAGGAUUUUUACUCAGGUCUGAUCACUCAACUAUAUUUUAUGCCGGGAAAACUGACUUUUCAGACCACUUUGAGAAGAUUGGGGAGUACCUGAGGGAUCUUAACUGUACAAUAGAUAUCGCAAUUUUACCCAUAGGGCCUGAAUUUAAGCGUAAAAUCAACAUGAGCCCUGAAGACGCAGUAAAUGUACAUUUAACACUUAAACCUAAGCACACAAUAGUAGUAGCUCAUGAUACAUUUCCACUGGGUAUUGAGGCUUUCGGAGAGUUAAAAUCGAGGCUUACAAAGCAUAUUGAAGGUGUAAAUAGGGAAAUUCUAGAUGAAUUUGUAAUUUUACAAGAAAAAGAAUCUUUCAGAUUUUCACCACUAAUUUGAUGCAAUUUU